AUGGAUCCAAACAUCCAGGGGUCUUUUCUGUUUAACAACAACCUGAACCAAUUCCCCUCGGAGCUCAAGGCCCCAGUGUGCCAGUACUCAGUGCCCAACUCUUUCUACAAGCUCAACCCGGCCCUGAACAGCCAGCUGCAGGCGGGGACGCCUCACGGCAUCAGCGACAUCCUGAGCCGCUCCAUGAUGGGGAUGGGCUCCACCGGCACCACCACCCUGCUGUCCGGAUACGCCACCAUGGGGGGGUUCAGCCCCUCCGUCACCAGCACGUCCAUGUACUAUAACCGGGACUACAACCCUUCCCUGGGCGGCUUCUCCAAGCCUGGCGCCGAGUGCCCCAUGAAGGGUCGCAGCGUGAACUGCUGGGCGGAGAGCGGCUGUGACUGGAGAGGAGGGAGGCAGCAGUGCACAAACAGUAGUGGUCCUCUGGGGGAGAUGACAGGCAGGAAGAAACACACCAGACCAACAUUUAGUGGACAUCAGAUAUUUGCUCUGGAGAAAACAUUCGAGCAGACAAAGUACUUGGCCGGGCCUGAGAGAGCGAGACUGGCUUAUUCUCUGGGCAUGACUGAAUCUCAAGUCAAGGUGUGGUUUCAGAACCGACGCACCAAGUGGAGGAAGAAGAGCGCCUCGGAGCCGAGCUCCACGCAGGCCGGCCUCGCGGGGCAGGGCGGCGAGGCCUCGGAGAACGAGGUGGAGGACGAAGAGUACAACAAGCCGCUGGACCCCGACUCUGACGACGAUAAGAUCCGACUGCUGCUGCGCAAACACCACCGGGCUUUCUCCGUGCUCCGCCUCGGGCCACACGUCUGA
Cyclopterus lumpus (lumpfish) is the source of this 813-nucleotide messenger RNA. RefSeq names its product NK6 homeobox 3 (gene nkx6-3). The coding region runs from base 1 to 813 and encodes 270 amino acids. Lineage: Eukaryota; Metazoa; Chordata; Actinopteri; Perciformes; Cyclopteridae. Gene Ontology annotation, cellular component: nucleus. The record is from RefSeq and is a predicted model, not a curated record. Gene Ontology annotation, molecular function: DNA-binding transcription factor activity, RNA polymerase II-specific; RNA polymerase II cis-regulatory region sequence-specific DNA binding. The transcript has 3 exons. Gene Ontology annotation, biological process: cell differentiation; regulation of transcription by RNA polymerase II.